AUGGGCGCAGGUCGCGGUAACGUUCCUCCUCCUCCUCCUCCUCCUCCCCAAGUGCCCGGCGCACCCCGACCUCCACUUCCCGCGGCUUCACAGCCUUCAAGCUCCUCGUGGACCCCUUCUAUAUCCUCCGAGAGUCUCGGCAUUGGUAUCGAGACAGAGUUCCUCAUUCAGGCGCGUGAGCUACGUCCUGAGUCCGAAACUCGCAAGCUGUUCGCGAGAAACAUGAGCAGAGAAUAUAAUAGGCGAGACGAAAUCUCAAAGGGAGUUGGGCCAAGCAUGGAGAGUCUCAUCGAGAAUCUGAACAACCUGGGUAAAGAGACUCACAUGACUUGGCGUCUGGUACAUGACCCAACUGUUGAGACGCAAUCCGCACCAUGGGGGAUGGAAGUCAUAUCGCCAAUUCUAAGGUUUCAAAAGAAUUCAGCCUGGAGGCAGCACGUUCAAACUCUGUGGAGCUUCCUUGUUUCCGACUACAGAGUCUCGGCCAAUGCGAAAUGCAGCACCCAUGUUCACGUAUCUAAGGCGGAAGGGUACACAGCUGAGCAAUUAAAGAAGCUAGCACAAGCUGUCAUUCAUUUUGAACCCGCCUUUGAGGCUCUCGUGCCUCCCGAAAGAAGGAAAAACGAGUAUGCCCGCAGCAACUGGAUCGACAACAAGAACUUUGGCUACCAGAGGCUUUCCAGACAGGAAUCCAUCACGGUCCUCGAAAGAUGCACCACUGUCAGGGAAAUCGUUGACCUCAUGAACCCAGAUGGCUCAAAGUACUAUGGUUGGAACUUCCAGGCUAUACAGAAGUAUAGCACCGUGGAAUUCCGACGUGGCGCAGCUAGUACAUCAGUGAACGAUGUAUUCUCAUGGGUCGAGCUUGCAUUUAUUGAACUGGGAGUUGUUGAAGGUCCUGGAUUGAACGACAAACGGUACUUUAAUAGACUGUUGGUCAAAAGAGGUCUCGACAAGAGCCCCAAUGCAAGGCUGGAUCCCGAUCCUGUUGGAGAGCUCACGCCGGACAAGCUCAAAAAGCUGAAUCAAAAGAUCAGGCUUGACCAGCAGAUGAACCCCAUGUUGAACAACUUGGAAGUCGCCAUGCAGACCGGCCCAAUUGGUUGA
Diaporthe citri is the source of this 1107-nucleotide messenger RNA. RefSeq lists its product as uncharacterized. The transcript has 3 exons. NCBI's taxonomy places the organism in Eukaryota, Fungi, Ascomycota, Sordariomycetes, Diaporthales, Diaporthaceae. The record is from RefSeq and is a predicted model, not a curated record. Bases 1 to 1107 code for a protein of 368 amino acids.